CUAAUUUUCUUCCCUCCAAUUCACUUCAAUCAAUCACCAACCAAAUUCCCGUUUUCCGCUUUUCGAUUUAAUUCUCCCAACAAUUUUUAUUUUCUCUGUCUUUUCUUCCUUUACUGUUUCUUGCUUUUCAAUUUUCGCGGAUAUCACUCCAAGCGAAUGUGUAAUCACAAGAAAGGCGUGAAUUUGUUGGGGUUGACAUGCUUUGAGGGUUGUUUGUGUUUGCAAUUUUUUAUCUUGAGCUUGUGGGUGCUCUGUAACUACCCCAACUGUUAUUUUCUCGCUCUACCCGGUUUUGCUUGCAAUUUUUUGGAAUUCUUUGUUCGAUUGGUUUGGGGAAAUUCUCUUAUUCAAAUGUUCUGUUGUCGCUUUAUUUGAAAUUUUAUAUUUCAUGGUUGAGUUUUCUUUAUAUUUUUAUUCCUUCUACUCAUGCUACAAGGGGCCAGUGAACAACUGUAACAAAUAGUUGCAAACUAUUUUUAUUGUCGCUUAUUUGUGAUCUGAUCUCUACAGUACAUCCAUCUCUGAUAUGUGCUUUUGUCUGUCUUUGUUCUGCCUUUAUGGUAUAUUCAAUAUGUUUGGACAGUGUUAAGCCCUACUCGAAACAUGACCUCUGCUCACAACCUUACUGGAGUUUGUAGCAUGAUCCCCGUUACAUCACAGAGGAAAUUGUCCUCCACCAAAAAAACUCAACUGAGAUCUGGAGUUUGUGUUCCAUUUAUGAUAGCUGUUUUUUGCAUUCUGAUUGUUUCACAUGCAUUAGAAAAUACUUUACUAGAUAAUGAAGAUGAAGGGCAGCACCAGUCAGAAUCCCAAGUGCAGUCCCCGUCUGCAAAUGGAAUUUCUGAUUCCGCUAUUAGAACCCAGAAUGUCAAUGUACAGUACGCAACACCUGGCCAGCUUGGAGCUGGGCAUGCAAUGGUGCCACCUGUGUAUCCAUAUCCAGACCCUUAUUAUAGAAGCAUCUUUGCUCCCUAUGAUACUCAACCUUAUCCCCCACAAGCCUAUGGUGGACAGCCAAUGGUCCAUCUUCAGUUAAUGGGAAUUCAGCAAGCUGGUGUUCCUCUGCCAACAGAUGCAGUUGAGGAGCCUGUGUUUGUCAAUGCAAAACAAUAUCACGGUAUAUUGAGACGUAGACAAUCCCGUGCUAAAGCUGAAUCAGAAAAUAAAGCUAUAAGAAAUAGGAAGCCAUACUUGCAUGAAUCUCGACACAUGCACGCACUGAGAAGACCGAGAGGAUGUGGUGGUCGGUUUCUGAAUUCAAAGAAAGAAGAGAACCAGCAUAAUGAUGUAGCAUCAGCAGACAAAUCACAAUCCAAUAUCAAUCUCAAUUCUGAUAAAAAUGAUCAAACGUCAUCAGAUAGGACAUCCUGAAACUACAGAAAUGACAAUAUCUUAGACAGUGGGGGGAUCGAUUGUAUGUGAGAGGAUCAAUAAUACCUGCCUUGGAUAACCCACUAUUGCUUCAUUCUGGCUUUGUAAAAACACUCUAGGUUUUGUGUGGUAGGUACGUUAGGAUGUGGCAUGAUGCAGGUAAAAUGUAAAUUGAACUGAUUUAUCAAAUAUUGGCCUUGGUAGGUGAGAUUUUUAUGGUGAGCAUUUCUUUUGUAUUUGGUACUGUAGAGAGAUUAUAGAUUGUCCGAAGCCAUGUUUGGAUGGAUCAUGUUUAUUUACCUUGCUGGAGGCAGUUGAAGGAGUUUCAAGUUUCAACCAUGAUUGCUGAUGGAUAUUUUUAGUUCUUUCUGUUCAGUAAUUAUUGAUAGAAACAUAAAUAAGGUCAA
Vigna radiata var. radiata (mung bean) is the source of this 1778-nucleotide messenger RNA. RefSeq names its product nuclear transcription factor Y subunit A-7. Lineage: Eukaryota; Viridiplantae; Streptophyta; Magnoliopsida; Fabales; Fabaceae. Gene Ontology annotation, molecular function: DNA-binding transcription factor activity, RNA polymerase II-specific; RNA polymerase II cis-regulatory region sequence-specific DNA binding. Gene Ontology annotation, cellular component: CCAAT-binding factor complex. Bases 604 to 1371 code for a protein of 255 amino acids. Gene Ontology annotation, biological process: regulation of transcription by RNA polymerase II. The transcript has 8 exons. The record is from RefSeq and is a predicted model, not a curated record.